CUCCCCGCGGUCGGUGGGUCCGCCAUGCCAGGCAUGAAGUGCCCAGACCUCGAACUCACUUAACCUCAUCGCCGACACACCAACCUCAGCUUUCGAUUUCCAAUACAUGAAAACAAGAUGGGUCACUUAACACAUGAUGAGUUCUUCACCAAACUCGCCGACGUCUUCACCACGCGCAGAACCAAAGCCCACGGCGCCGUCUUCCUAACCCAAAAACGACUCUCACACAACACCAACCAACAACCCACCCCAUCAGACCCCUCCUCCGCCGACCCGCUCGCGGACCUGCACCCGGCGCAGCCGCUCCCGCUGCUCGUCCGCGCGACCAACGGCAAGGGCAAGGCGGACCGGGCGGCCAAGGUCAAGCUGUCGACGGUGGUGGAGCCGGACGCGCUGGAAGGGUUCUACGCGCGCUACGCCGAGGUGUGCAAGGCCGGCAUGACGGCGCUGAAGCCGCGCGACCGGACCAAGCGCAAGGCCAAGGCCAAGAAGAGGAAGGGCGGGGCCGGGGCCGGGGCCGGGGCGGCGGCGGUUGCUGCUGCUGCUUGAGCGUCGAGGGUUGUUGGGUGGGGGGUGUCAGCAAUGCGGUGACGGGGCUGCGGCGCGCGUGUGACCGGGGAGUGCGAGGAUCUGUUCUGUGCGCCUUUCGUCCUCGUCUAUGGCGUGGGAUCGGACGCGGUGGUGGACUUUCAAGCAGAGUCUCUCGGCGAGUGUUACGUCGGCCGCGGAGGUUGGUCUUUCCAGUUACUGGGGCGUAGCAAGGACUAUCAUGUCUUGGAGGCGAUGUGGGUUCGUCUCAGAGAUCAUAGGUCAUGCAUCGUGGGGGGAAACUGUUUC
Molecule: messenger RNA, 837 nt
Organism: Chaetomium fimeti
Lineage: Eukaryota; Fungi; Ascomycota; Sordariomycetes; Sordariales; Chaetomiaceae
Product: signal recognition particle 14kD protein-domain-containing protein
Exons: 3
Coding region: 118-549 (143 amino acids)
Biological process (GO): SRP-dependent cotranslational protein targeting to membrane
Cellular component (GO): signal recognition particle, endoplasmic reticulum targeting
Molecular function (GO): endoplasmic reticulum signal sequence receptor activity; 7S RNA binding
Source: RefSeq, a predicted model, not a curated record